Messenger RNA from Salvia splendens (bonfire salvia), 693 nucleotides. Its product is annotated as 65-kDa microtubule-associated protein 2-like. The record is from RefSeq and is a predicted model, not a curated record. Gene Ontology annotation, cellular component: spindle; cytoplasm. Bases 265 to 693 code for a protein of 142 amino acids. Gene Ontology annotation, biological process: microtubule cytoskeleton organization; cytokinesis by cell plate formation. Lineage: Eukaryota; Viridiplantae; Streptophyta; Magnoliopsida; Lamiales; Lamiaceae. Gene Ontology annotation, molecular function: microtubule binding. The transcript is spliced from 8 exons.
UUGCAGAUAUGAAGGUGGCAGUGAAAAAUAAAGUUCCUCUUGUAAGAUCGUUGACAUUCAGAUGUGUUACAUUCUGUAUUAAAACAGUGACAAAGCAACCAUACUUAAGGUUCACAAGGAACAUGUUCCCAUAUGUAUGGAGUCCCUAAUGAUGGAACUCCUGAUGUGAGGAAUGCAGCAUUCUCAGCUUUAGCGGCUAUUUCCAAGGUGUGGUUCAAUCUUCUCGAGGAGUUAUGACCACGUGGUUUCCUUUGAACUAGUAGAAUGAAUAUGAAGAAACCACUUGGCGGAUCUUUGCUGCAGCAACUUCAUAGACUGGCAGAAGCUAGAGUUGUUGAACUCACCAAUCUCUUAUCAGCUUUUGGAGAAAAGACUUAUGCCGGAAUUCCCGACAAGACGUCAGGAACGAAUAAGGAACAGCUUCAAGCUAUAGCUCCUGCACUGGAUAAACUAUGGAAACAAAAGGAUGAGAAGACAAAAGAGUAUUCUGAUGUUCAAUCUCAAAUAAAGAAGAUAUCUGCAGAAUAUUUGGGAUGUAAGUUGGUGAAAAUGACGAAGAACGUGACAAAAUUCUUCUCAAUUGGAUCAAGAACAUUGGCAGAUGCUAGAGUUGAACUCACCAAUCUAUUAUCAGCUUUUGGAGAAAAGACAUAUGUCGGAAUUGUAAGUGAUGAACCUCAUGGUGUUCGAUAA